GUCCAUAACAUCUCUCCAGAUAGUCCAACGUAUCCAUUUCCGUCGAAAGCACAUUUCAUCACUUCGCUCCUAUUCAGCUCUCUGCAUCUUCCAUUUUCCGAAGCUCAGAAGAAGGCAAUCCUCAACUGGGCCAAGGAACUUGGCGCCCGAAACCUUCCUACACUCGGGGCAAUCAAAAAGCUUCACAUGGGCCUGGAAGAUUUGAUGGGUGAUCUGACCGAGAAGGUCACUUCUCAAUCCGGGAAUAUAUUCUAUAUAAAUAGUGUUGCGAAAGCGAUCGCAAAGGACUACGCAAACCCUCUUACUCGACUUGCGAUGCAAGACUAUCCCGAGGACAGCGGGAAAGGCAUGUCACAAGUAUUUCACGGCAAGAAAAUGCUGCUUGAUAUGCCAUCACCACCAGCAGUCCGGGUGCACGGGGCUGUUUAUUUUACGGAUGAGUUGUUGCAGGAUUCAACGGGAGGUUACUUCAUUCCACAGCGGUUCUUUUUGGGUGCCGCGGACCCUUCCAUAGACGACAUUGAAACCUGCGAGCACUCUGACAAAGUGUUAUAUGCAUUAGGUCGAGUUGUUGAACGGACUGAUGCCGGGUUCAUUAUCAGCGAGGACCAGGAGAUCAUCCUCACGUCUACGUUCAUUCGAUCGUUCGCAGAUAUCGCUGCAAAUUAUGGCGAACUUGAUUGUGGUCUCACCGCUUCUUCAGUCAAAUAUGGAUCACUCUCACCGAAUCCACUGCGCGAAAAGUCGAAAGGUCGAAUGGUAUAUACCGUUCCCUUGAUCAUUUUCAUGGACGACGUGUCGGGCAAUAUCUCAAAACAGUGGAAUAAGCAUCACGCUAUAUAUAUGUCCAAUGCCAAUCUGCCUCGGGAGAUGCUUGAAAAAGAGUUUUUUGUGCGGUUUGUCGCGUCAUCACCUCAUGCUCCGCCUAUGGAAUUGAUGUGUGCAAUGAAAGAAUCGAUAUGCGAUGCGGCCAAAUCUGGGGUCGUCGCAUGGGACUGCAAAUAUAACGAGGAGGUGAUGCUUAUCCCGUAUGGGCUAUUUCUUGCCGGAGACAACCCAAUGCAGGCCGAAGAGUGCAGUCAUGCAGGGCUCAAUUGCAACUAUUUUUGCAGGACUUGCGAUGUCAGUGGAACAAAGGAGUACAAGGAAUCUGCAGCUGGCUAUGAAAGUAUCUUCGUGUCAGGCAAUAUACGGACCCCAGAGUACACUGCUCAAGAGAUCCGACGACAAUUUGAGACCGCCUUCAAGUCAGGUGCCUCAACGAAACUCCAACAUUCGGUUUCGACGACUGGCAUCCGAGACUCAGCUUCGAAUUCAAUUCUCAACACUCUAGUCAAGCUUGGCAAGAGGCUCCGAAAACGUACUGCAGGGUCUCAAGCACUGUCUGAAACUGCGAUUGAGGCCACCCUUCAGAAAGAGUUUGAAGACCUCUUGAAAGGCAGAGAACUCAACGACGCCAUCAAUCCACUUUUCGGAAUGGACGCAUUAGAUAUUCAUAUGGAUACACCCACCGAAAUUCUCCAUACAAUACUUCUUGGUGUCGUCAAAUAUUUCUGGGGGCAAACUGCCUUUCUCCUCGAGAAAGCGAAGCUCCUCCAUGUUUUUCAGGAUCGGCUUGAGUCCAUCGACAAGGAUGGACUGAACUCUCCAUGUCUCAAUGCAGACUACAUUUGCCGCUACAAAGGCGGUUUAAUAGGCAAGCACUUUAAAAGCUUGGCGCAAGUGAUGCCUUUCGUUACUUACGACCUCAUUCCUACAACUGUCCUCAACACCUGGACAGUUAUUGGAGAGCUUGUUGUACUAAUAUGGCACACCAAAAUUGCGGAUACAGAAGUAUAUCUUGCAAACCUGUCUCGAAAAAUCGAAGAUUUCCUCAACAUCACGUCACAAUGCGCACCGAGUAUCCUAAUCAGCAAGCCGAAAUUUCACUUUCUCGUUCACCUUCCAGCAUUCAUUCGUCGUUUCGGCCCUGCGAUCGUUUUUUCUACUGAGAGAUAUGAGUCGUUCAAUCACGUCUUUCGUCUAUCGUGCAUCUACAGUAACCGUCAGGCCCCCAGUAGGGACACAUGCAAGACUUUCGCUCGACAAGACAUCAUGAAGCACAUCACCACAGGUGGAUAUUGGUAUGAUCCAACGGUCAAGAAGUGGGUUCGAGGGGGGGAGAUGAUUUUAAGCUACUUCGACGAGCAUCCGGAACAAGCAAGACUCCUUGGGAUACCAAACUCUGGAUCUGGAAAAAGCCAAACCACCUUCACUGCAGCAGGCAAGACUACACGAAAGGAUGUGGUCCCAUGGAAAACUACUCAGUGUGCGAGAAUUCUUCGAACUGAUCGGCCUGGUGUCAUCCAUCAUCUUGGAAAAUCUGUGGUGACGCAUCAAGGAGAACACGCGCACUUGGACAGUCAUGUCAUCUUCCGACAUCCAGCAGAUGGAAAGCCAUAUAUCGGACGUAUUCGCGAGAUUCUUGUAUCGUCCGAUUAUCACCAAACAGCGGAACAUAUUGCCCUCCAGGUCUUCACAUUCGCAGAUACUUUGCACCCUUCGCUUCAUCUGCCGUGUCUCACUCUUACAGAUAAUGAAGUUGUUUCAGCCGGCAUCGAUCUUAUCUGCAUAGUCAACCUCCAGCACAAUUGCGUCGAUUCACGGUGCACGGACUUCAAUCAAAAGCCCAUACGUCAAGAACAGACCGAAACCUCUGUAACAAAGGCUGUAAUUAAGCAUAAGCCAACUCCGAAUUUUUUUCUUAACGUCUACUCUAUUCACAACUACGAACAUAUCCGACUCAUCAUCCCAGAUACACUUCACGAAACCCCACUUAGGGUUGUCAAUGUGGCUGAAGUUCGUGCAGUGGCCUUGCGCCAACUACGAGACAAG
Molecule: messenger RNA, 2874 nt
Organism: Suillus plorans
Lineage: Eukaryota; Fungi; Basidiomycota; Agaricomycetes; Boletales; Suillaceae
Exons: 12
Source: RefSeq, a predicted model, not a curated record